GGGCCGCCGUUUUUCCCAUAACCCCCCGCGCGGGGCGCGCACCUUCCUCUGCCUCCCUCCGUCGCCGCUGUCAUGGUGGGCCUUAUCCGCCAUAACCGGGACCGGAAGGUUCGGCGCCGGGAGCCGAAGAGCCAGGACAUUUACCUGCGGCUCCUCGUCAAGCUCUACCGGUUCCUGGCCCGGCGGACGAACUCAGCCUUUAACAAAGUGAUCCUGAAGCGGCUUUUCAUGAGCCGGACGAACCGGCCGCCCCUCUCCCUCUCCCGCAUGAUCCGGAUGAUGAAGCGGCCGGGGCGGGAGGACAAGACAGCCGUGGUGGUGGGGACCGUCACCGACGACAUCCGCAUCCAGGACGUCCCCAAACUCAAGCUCUGCGCCCUGCGGGUGACGCGGGGGGCUCGCACCCGCAUCCUGCGGGCGGGGGGCACCAUCCUGACCUUCGACCAGCUGGCCAUGGCCUCCCCCAAGGGCAAGGGCACCGUCCUGCUCUCCGGACCCCGCAAGGCUCGGGAGGUUUAUCGGCACUUUGGGAAAGCGCCCGGGACCCCCCACAGCCACACCAAGCCCUACGUGCGCUCCAAGGGGCGGAAGUUCGAGCGGGCGCGUGGGCGCCGGGCCAGCCGGGGCUACAAGAACUGAGACCCCAAUAAACCGCUGUGUGCCCCC
Molecule: messenger RNA, 666 nt
Organism: Harpia harpyja (harpy eagle)
Lineage: Eukaryota; Metazoa; Chordata; Aves; Accipitriformes; Accipitridae
Gene: RPL18
Product: ribosomal protein L18
Biological process (GO): translation
Cellular component (GO): cytosolic large ribosomal subunit; ribosome
Molecular function (GO): RNA binding; structural constituent of ribosome
Source: RefSeq, a predicted model, not a curated record